AUGUUACAAGUGAACCGCAAGCUCCUGGAACUGGCAUUUACUCACCCUUUUCUAAUGCACGCCUCCCUCGCCGUGGCAUUCACGUACGACCGCCAUCUGAACAGCCCCUCAGAUUAUCACCGGACUCGAGAAGAGUGCUAUCACUGGUCUCAAAGCGCAGGCCUCUUCCACAAGCGAUUAAGUGAACCAAUCACGGCCAAAGACAAGGAUCCAAUCUGGGGUACUGCGGCUGCUCUGGCUGUUCUGACCUUUUCAUCUCCCGAAGCAACCUCACCUGAAGAGUCGUGGCCACUCAAGUCAUCUGGCCCUUUAGAUCUCAACUGGUUGCGUUUGAGCGAAGGGAAGAUGGCAUUGUGGCACACAGUCAACCCGCUGCGACCGGACAGUCUUUUCCAUGUCAUGGCGGCUACUUAUGCUCAGAUGUACGCGCCCUUUCCAGAGACAGGUACGAAUGGCGUCCCCAUAGACUUGGCUGCCUUGUGUCGGCUCGACGGCUCAUCUACGUCGGAAAACAAUCCGUAUUUCGAUGCCGUCCACGGAGUAUCCCGGAUCCUGGAUAUCCCAGACGACGAGCUUACAACUGGUCCAACUCAGCUCUUUUUCCGCAGUAUUCGUGGCCAGUUCAAAAACCUUCUUUGGACAAGGGAUCCUAUAGCAUUAUUGCUACUCUAUCUCUGGUAUCGCAAGGGAAGUCGUAGUAUAUGGUGGAUUGAACUCAGAGCAAGGGUGGAGUGUCCCUCCAUCUAUUCAUAUCUGCGGUUGUAUCAUGGAGACAAUUGCGCUAUACAGGCGUUUCUUCCGGGGGGAGCUCUCGCAGAUAAAUGGAACUAG
Messenger RNA from Fusarium keratoplasticum, 831 nucleotides. RefSeq lists its product as uncharacterized. Gene Ontology annotation, molecular function: DNA-binding transcription factor activity, RNA polymerase II-specific. Bases 1 to 831 code for a protein of 276 amino acids. The transcript has 2 exons. Lineage: Eukaryota; Fungi; Ascomycota; Sordariomycetes; Hypocreales; Nectriaceae. The record is from RefSeq and is a predicted model, not a curated record. Gene Ontology annotation, biological process: regulation of transcription by RNA polymerase II.